AUGUUCAAAAUUCUAACUUUGUUCGCUUUGCUUUCAAUCUUGGGUUUCGCUCAAGGAACAAGUCUUCAAUCAAUUCCAGUUCUGGUAAGUUACUAUAACUACAGUAAUCUAGUUGUUUUGAAAUCAAAUAGUUACCGUAACUUUCAAGAACUCUUGGAAACUCGUUUUCUCUUUUCCAGAUUCCAAACUCAUUCAGUGUUUUUGUCAACAAAGAUUCUGAAGGAAUAACAAGACAUCUUACAUCAGCCAAAAAUCCAGAUGAAUGGCAAUUUUUCUAUUUCUGUGGAAAUAAAAAAUACAAAGGAAAAUGUGGAUUCUGGGUUGAUAAGGUGAGCACAUUCUCUUCUUUUUUUUGAGAAAAAAAUGAAUGAAUUUCAGAAAAACAACAAAAUCGCCGGAGCAAAUAAUAAUGUGAAAAAAAGCGGACAAGAAGUCACGAUUUCAAAAAGUGUUCUCGGAGAUGCUGGAAGUUAUGCAAAGUUCCCGGAAAACAAGGAUGCGAAUCAAGCGUAUAUUGAGAGAUUGGAUGUUUAUGUUCAAGAAGGACCAAAACCACCAAAAUUGUAA
Caenorhabditis angaria is the source of this 567-nucleotide messenger RNA. The record is from the annotation of a GenBank genome assembly. Lineage: Eukaryota; Metazoa; Nematoda; Chromadorea; Rhabditida; Rhabditidae.